This is a messenger RNA of Ostreobium quekettii, 1926 nucleotides long. The record is from the annotation of a GenBank genome assembly. Lineage: Eukaryota; Viridiplantae; Chlorophyta; Ulvophyceae; Bryopsidales; Ostreobiaceae.
AUGGAGCCCACCAGCCCCAGCGGCGGGCUGAUGACGCCGGUGGGCGGGCGCGGGCGGGCUGAUGGCCGGAAGGACAGGAGGCAGUCUGCCGGCGAAGGGAGGCCAUCGCCCCUUUUCUACGUGUGUCCGUACAUCUUGGGUUGCGAACUGUGCGAGCGGCUGGCGUUCUAUGGGAUCGCGACCAACCUGGUUGUUUAUCUGCAAUCUGUCGGGCUGACAAGUCUCCAGGCUGCGGUGAUGGUACCUGUGUUCGUGGGCAGCUGCUACUUGACACCACUCAUCGGCGGCGUCCUUGCGGACUCCUUCUGGGGCAGAUACAAGACCAUUCUGUACUCGGCGAUCACCUACCUCUUCGGCAUCGUGUUGCUUGCUCUAAGCGCUGGCGUCAAGGGUCUUCAUCCAGAGGAGGAUGAAGUCAUCAAUAAUGAACAGGCGACAUUGUUGUUCUUCGCAUUGGGGCUGAUAGCUGUGGGCACAGGAGGCAUAAAGCCCAAUGUAGGAUCCUUUGGUGCCGACCACUUUGAUGAAACCAUAGAAAAGGAGAAGAAGGAGAAGGACUCCUUUUUCAACUGGUUCUACCUCUCCAUCAACGUUGGGUCACUUGCGGCAACAACCAUCAUUGUCUACAUCGAGGUCAACAUAAGCUGGGCUCUUGGGUUCUUGAUCACUGCUAUCGCGAUGGCACUGGCGAUUGUGGUGCUUGUGUUGGGUAGCCCAAGGUAUCAACACUGCCCGGUUGCAGAUUCGCCACUUAUGCGUGUUGCGAAAGUUGUUGCUGCUGCACUCACAACGAAGAAGAGGAAUGUGUCAGAGCUUGAAUAUGAUGUGACAGUGGAGAACUUCGAAGAUGCCAAUGUGCCAUUGUUGCCUGGACCCAAACAUGACCAAGUGGCCAACAGUGGAAAACCACACUGGCUCGAUGCAGCAGUUGGGCACAGGGACAGAGGACUCUUCACUGAAGACCAGGUGUAUGAGGUGAAGCUGGUGCUUGGUGUUUUGCCUGUGUUCUUCACCACUAUAUUAUACUGGACUGUGUACUCGCAGAUGUCCACCUUCUUUGUCCAACAAGGCACCCUCAUGAACCUUAGCGCAGGCUUCUUCACCAUACCCGCUGCAUCGCUCGCUGUCUUCGAUGUGCUGGCCAUCAUCAUUCUCAUCCCCAUCUAUGAUCGUAUAGUCGUUCCAUUCAUGGAGAGAGUGUGGCGGAGGCCGACAGUGCUGGAAAAGAUAGGGGCUGGAUAUUUGAUGGCAGUAGUCGCCAUGGUUGUGUCCUUCUUCAUUGAGAGGGAGAGGCUGCACAAGUUCAAGGAUGGCGAAGUCAUUCCUCGUGAAAAGCAGGAGACACACAGUGAUGCUCAAGCUGUUGACAUGAGUGUCUGGUGGCAGUUCUUCCAGUACUUGGCUAUUGGUUUGAGCGAGGUUUGGGCAUCCAUUGGACAGUUGGAGUUCUUCUAUGACCAGGCCCCUGAUGUCAUGCGCAGCUGCAUGGUGGCCCUCCAGCUCUUCAGUGUGGCUUUGGGCAGCUACGCUGCUGGCCUCUUGGUGUGGGUCAUAAAUUUCUUCACAAGAAAAACUCAUGGCGGGGAAUGGAUACCCCCCGAUCUGAACCAGGGCAGACUGGACCUAAUGUACUUGACCAUCGGCGGAAUUAUGCUGGCGGACACACUGCUGUUCCUAUACGUGGCAAUGAAGUACGAGUACAAGAAGGUCAUACACACGCCUGUGCGUCCCCCAACUGUGCCGGUCCCCAUUGGCCAUGCCACCCAGAACAAGGCUGGAACAGGGGACUAUGUGUCGGGAUCGGGGGCAUCGACGUCUGAGGACCUGGCGACAAGCGCAGAAGGCUACGAGAGUGUGGAGGUCUAUGGAAGGUCGGUUGCCUACAGGCCGUCCACUCCAGCGACGUUUCCACCCGAACUGAAGUAG